This is a messenger RNA of Ostertagia ostertagi, 186 nucleotides long. The record is from the annotation of a GenBank genome assembly. Lineage: Eukaryota; Metazoa; Nematoda; Chromadorea; Rhabditida; Trichostrongylidae.
GUUCAUCGAAGCUGUGAUACAAUACACCGGUGCCAAAAAAGUCGACGUCAUUGCUCACUCAGUCGGCGUCGUUCUAGCCAGAAAAGCUCUCAAAGGAGGCCUCUGUGUAUGUCAGCUAGCGCAGACGGUACCCGCCUGGUGUAACGCUCUCGAUGGUCUCUACCCAGGAUAUACUUGCCAAGAUCA